AUGGCGGCGUACGCCCCGCCAGAAUAUAAUGAGGAGCUAUUCGCUGUGAUGUUGGAGUCGUGUAACCCUUCAAGAUCGCGCGUAGAGGCCUUGACGCAGAUAGCCCUUCGCCACUUGCCGCGGGCCACGGACACAUGGUCGGCUCUGCGGAAGGCACUUGUUCGCCAGCAGGAGCUGGAGUCGGAUGAGAAUAAGGCUCUGUGGUACCUUCUCGACUCCCUUGUGAAGCACGCACCGCACGUGUUUGUGCCCCUGAUAGCACCACGGCUGCACGACUACGUGGUGCAGCAGAUGCCGUGGCAUCUCGUCGGCGUCGUGUCCACAAUGGGCAGCGGGGCACUGUGGUGCGAUGCAAUGAUCCGCACGUGGGAGGGGGUGCUGCCGCCACACCUCUUUCGAAGCAUCAAGUCGUUUGUGGUGCAGCUGCGCAGCGGAACGGAACUGACGAACGCGAUGAACCUGAAUGGCGAUAACGACGACGUGCAGACCGUUGAUCCCCCAGCGACACAGGAACAGGUGCAGCAGCUGCGGGAAGCGUGGGAGGUGUUCUGGUCAUUCACUGCAGAGGGGAUGCAUGAAGUGAAGGAGGCAGCAGCAGCAGCAGCGGUGGCGACGGCAGCGGCAGCGGCGGCGGCCCCGAGCACGUCAGCACACGUCCAGGUGAAGCGUGAACCGGACCUGCGCGCCGGCGUGGGGCCCAAUGACGGUUCGGAGCCCCACAGCAAUGAUAGCAAUGACAGCGAUGGUGAGGUGGAGUACGUGCCGGAAUUUGUGAGAGGCGCGCAGCACCGGGAGUUGCCCUCCCUAACAGGCGACGGUGCCGCCGCGCAGCGUGUGCGUCGCGCCGCACGACGACGGCCGCGCGACGAGAGUUGA
Trypanosoma grayi is the source of this 876-nucleotide messenger RNA. RefSeq lists its product as hypothetical. NCBI's taxonomy places the organism in Eukaryota, Euglenozoa, Kinetoplastea, Trypanosomatida, Trypanosomatidae. The transcript has a single exon. The record is from RefSeq and is a predicted model, not a curated record. Bases 1 to 876 code for a protein of 291 amino acids.